UUACCGUUAGCCCGUCGUACUUAUCAAUUAGCGCGUUUUAUGACAGUGCCCCUGUCGCCCGAAAAUCCCAUCAGAUGUCCGAUCCGUGAGCGUAUUUAUUUUCUCUCGGCGCACGGAAAACUUCCACAGGCCUUAGCUUCAGUCUGUCGAUUCGCUCGGAGGCGGUGCACGCAUAAUUUGGCUGAGAAAAAGGCAAGGUCAAACAAGGUCUUUUUUUUCGACUGGCGAAAAAAUCCAAAUAAGUGUGUGCGCGGGUGGUGAAAGGAGAAAGCUAGAGAAAUGGCACAAGUACGACUUUUAUUGCAGGGAGUACGGAGGGGACUUCUCAAUGUAGGUGUCGCCACGCCCCAAGACUCGGCCGGCCAGGUAGCAACCCAAAUACGCCUUCAGCACAGUUCGACAAACUGCGGAGAUUAUGAUCUGGUUGUGGUUGGCGGCGGUAUUGUGGGCGCUGCCUCUGCCCGAGAGAUUCUGCUCCGCCAUCCCUCUCUCAAAGUGGCCGUCUUGGAGAAGGAGUCCCAGUUGGCGAAGCACCAGAGUGGGCACAAUUCCGGAGUGAUCCAUGCUGGCAUUUAUUACAAGCCGGGAACUCUGAAAGCCAAGCUUUGUGUGGAGGGAAUGCAUUUGGCCUACGCUUAUUUGGAUGAGAAAAAGAUCCCUUACAAAAAGACCGGCAAACUGAUUGUAGCCACAGAUGAAAAAGAGGUGAAACUGCUGGGCGAUCUGGAAAAACGUGGCAUUGCCAACAACGUUCCCGAUUUGCGAAUGAUCGAAGGCAGUGAGAUCCAGGAGAUCGAACCCUACUGCAAGGGAUUGAAGGCUCUCCACAGUCCGCACACAGGAAUCGUUGACUGGGGAUUGGUAACCCAACAUUAUGGCCAGGACUUUAAACAGUGCGGCGGUGAUAUCUACCUGGAUUUCAAUGUCAACAAGUUUAGCGAGACCAAGGAGGGCACUGAUUAUCCGGUGACCAUUCAUGGCAGUAAACCAGGACAAACCGUUCGCACUAAGAAUGUCCUGACCUGCGGUGGAUUGCAAUCCGAUCUGCUGGCUGAGAAGACAGGAUGUCCCAGAGAUCCUCGAAUCGUGCCAUUCCGCGGGGAGUACUUGCUGCUGACCAAGGAGAAGGAGCACAUGGUUAAGGGUAAUAUUUAUCCAGUGCCAGAUCCCCGUUUCCCCUUUCUGGGAGUUCACUUUACGCCGCGCAUGGACGGUUCCAUCUGGCUGGGACCAAAUGCAGUGCUGGCCCUCAAACGAGAGGGUUACACCUGGGGGGACAUAAAUCUUUUCGAGCUCUUCGACGCCCUGCGCUAUCCGGGCUUUGUGAAGAUGGCCAGUAAAUACAUCGGCUUCGGUCUUAGCGAAAUGUCCAAGUCGUGGUUCAUCAACCUGCAGAUCAAGGCGUUGCAAAAGUACAUCCCAGACAUCACUGAGUACGAUAUUCAGCGUGGUCCCGCGGGAGUUCGUGCUCAGGCGAUGGAUUUGCAGGGCAAUCUGGUAGACGACUUCGUCUUCGAUCGGGGAGAGGGCUCUGGAGCGCUGGCCAAGCGGGUCCUCCACUGCAGAAACGCGCCAUCGCCCGGAGCAACCAGCAGUCUUGCCAUCGCCAAGAUGAUCGCCGAUAAGAUCGAGACUGAGUUCUCCAUCGGCAAGUGAUAACGAAUAUCCUAACGAAAACCAAAGCAAUAGUACAAAACUAUUGUCCAUCCAUCGUCGUCAGUAAAUCAGAUACAUACUACUGUGUACCAAACUUUGCCUUUAUAGUGUGUCCGUAAUUUAAAAAUCUGUCUUUAAAGUGGACGAAAUAAGUUUGUAAAAAUUGUAUAAUCAAUUUUGUAAACUUAUUUGAUUCACUAUUGCAUUUUGUUACGUAAAUUAUAAAGUUAAUCUAUUUUGUAUUAAAAUAAUUAAAAACUUUAUGUGAAA
Molecule: messenger RNA, 1926 nt
Organism: Drosophila ficusphila
Lineage: Eukaryota; Metazoa; Arthropoda; Insecta; Diptera; Drosophilidae
Gene: L2HGDH
Product: L-2-hydroxyglutarate dehydrogenase, mitochondrial
Exons: 3
Coding region: 280-1656 (458 amino acids)
Molecular function (GO): (S)-2-hydroxyglutarate dehydrogenase activity; (S)-2-hydroxy-acid oxidase activity
Source: RefSeq, a predicted model, not a curated record